Molecule: messenger RNA, 1048 nt
Organism: Argentina anserina (silverweed cinquefoil)
Lineage: Eukaryota; Viridiplantae; Streptophyta; Magnoliopsida; Rosales; Rosaceae
Product: NADPH:quinone oxidoreductase-like
Exons: 3
Coding region: 36-692 (218 amino acids)
Cellular component (GO): cytosol
Molecular function (GO): FMN binding; oxidoreductase activity
Source: RefSeq, a predicted model, not a curated record
CUUGUUCCCUUUAUCAAUGGCUUUUUCUUCCUCAAAUGUCACAGGCCACCUCUCUAUCUGACUAUUUCAAUCCCAGUCUCGAUCAAGAUUUAGGGAAAAUGGAGGCUUCAGUUGCAGCAAAGUCGCUCAUAAAGAUCGCAGCAGUUUCUGGUUCUCUUCGUCAAGCUUCCUACAACCGCGGCCUCAUUCGCUCUGCGAUUGAGAUGAGCAAGACGAUGGAGGGCGUCCAGAUAGAGUACGUAGACAUCGCGCCGUUGCCGAUGAUCAACACCGAUCUAGAGAAAGACGGGAGAUUCCCACCUGCCGUCGAAGCCUUUCGUCAGAAGAUUCGAGAAGCCGAUAGCUACCUCUUUGCUUCUCCCGAGUACAAUUACUCCAUUGCCGCACCUCUAAAGAAUGCGAUUGACUGGGCAUCCAGAUCUCCAAAUGUGUGGGCUGAUAAGGGUGCCGCAAUUAUAAGUGCCGGAGGAAACUUUGGUGGUGGACGAUCCCAAUACCAUCUUCGCCAAGUUGGAGUUUUCCUUGACCUUCAUUUCAUUAACAAGCCUGAGUUUUUCUUGAAUGCUUUCCAGCCUCCAGCAAAAUUUGACAAUGAUGGCAACUUGCUCGAUGAACAGUCCAAGGAAAGGUUAAGACAAGUUCUGCUAUCCUUGCAGGCAUUUACUUUGAGACUCGGAAGGAAAAGUGAAUAGAGGCUUAUAUCAUGUUUCAUAAAGUAACUUCUAAGUCAUUCUAGAGGUUGCUGAAAUUGAAAGAAGUAGUAUUAAGAUGACACUGCACUUUAGGUAAUGGCUGUAACGUACAUACUGAAGUUAUAUGUCAUUCUUAAACUAAAAUAAAGUUGUGUGAUUCAAGCUCUGUCGAUCACGUAUCUGACGUUGAAAGAGUGAUGCUGUAUGUUGUGAACUUGUGAUUUAUUUCUUUUUCCCUUGGGCAUGUCUUUGGUUUUGUAAUUUUGAUCAUGACAUCAUGUUUCUCUGGGCAUGGCACAGGUGCUGAUAACAUAAUUGUGCAAUAUAUUUUGAGUGCAUAUAGCCAAGUUACUGGA